This is a messenger RNA of Contarinia nasturtii (swede midge), 1739 nucleotides long. RefSeq names its product PIN2/TERF1-interacting telomerase inhibitor 1. The transcript is spliced from 2 exons. The record is from RefSeq and is a predicted model, not a curated record. Lineage: Eukaryota; Metazoa; Arthropoda; Insecta; Diptera; Cecidomyiidae. Gene Ontology annotation, biological process: regulation of ribosome biogenesis. The coding region runs from base 128 to 1675 and encodes 515 amino acids. Gene Ontology annotation, cellular component: nucleolus. Gene Ontology annotation, molecular function: telomerase inhibitor activity; nucleic acid binding.
AACCCACGUUGCGACCAGAUUAAUCGUAUCCAAAGUUUGAAUAUUCUUUUCAAUGAAUAAAAUAAAAUAAGAUUUAAUUGAAAAUUCAGUUAAAAUCUGCUUGAAAACUAAGAAUAGAUCGUAUAAAAUGACUUUUUAUAGUAAUGUGAAGCAAAAAUCGUACGUUUUAAAUCCACGGGGCAAACCGUUGUACGAAGAUGCGAAUCGAUUUGGGACAAAGAUGUUGGAGAAAAUGGGAUGGUCCAAGGGUAAAGGGCUUGGAAUGAAGGAAGAUGGCGAACAGAAUUUUAUCCGAGUUUCGCAUAAAACCGAUCAAAAAGGAAUGGGAUAUCAAGACCGCGACGAUCAAUGGACAGGUCAUGAGAAUGCCUUCAAUUCGCUGCUCAAAUCAUUUGAUAAAUCAGAAAAUGUAUCUGAAAAUGAAAGUGAAAACGAAGGCGAUGUGCGAACGGGAUUUGGUUUUGCAUCUGGAGAAAAGAAUGGUAAAAAGUCCAAAUCGAUUAAAUCAACGAUUAGCGGAAAAUCAUUAGAGGAAAUGUCAAAAAAAUCCAGCGUUCGAGUUCACUACAGAAAAUUUACGCGCGGCAAAGAUGUGUCGAAGUACAGUGAAAAAGAUUUGGCCAAUAUUUUCGGGAAGAAAAGCACGGAAGAUGGCGAAACAUUAGAAGUUGCAUCAAAGGAUCCUGAACCGGAUACGAUUGAUACAAAUUUUGGAAUAACAACGAUUGAAACAAACACUACCAUUCAAGACUAUUUUCAGAAGAAGAAAAUGGAUUCAUUGAAGCGCACCCAGGAAAAUACAGGCGAAUCAAAAGAUGAAGUUGAGCCAUCGGUUGAAUUGCCAACAAAAAAGCGCCGAAAAAAAGAUCAAGAAAUGAAAGACACAGUUGUAUCGGAUGAAAUAGACCCAAAAAAUGAAGAACAAUCGUCGGAAGGUAGGAAUGAGAAAAAGAAGAAGAAGAAACCGAAAAAUGAAGAGGCGUCAAUCGUCGUAUCGGAUGAAAACAGUGAAUGUGAAAUUGUGUCCGUUAAAAUGAAGAAGAAGAAAAAGAAGAAAAGUAAAAAGUGUUCAGAAAGUCAAACUGAAAAUGUUGAAACCAACGAAGAAGAGAGUAAUAUUGCCAAUAAUGACACUGUUUGCACUGCCAAUGAUCAGGCAACGGAAAAUGUAUCGAAAAAGAAGAAAAAGGAAAGAAAAAAUUCAACAUCGACAUCAAAUUUUGAACUAGAAAAAAGUGAUGAAGUUUCAGAAUCAGAAAACACUCAAUUUAUGAGCGGUAUUUUAAACAUUUUGGCUAAUAGCUCGGAGCGACCAUCAACCUCAUUGAAUCAAUCCAAGUCAGCUGACAACCGAAAUGGUGAAAUAUCAAGCAAAACAACUCAAAAAAUCGAUAUGGAUGACAUAUUCGAAAUAAAUCGAUAUCACGCCGAAAUGUUUCGAUUCGUUGAUUUGGAUGGAUUUCCAAAUGCGAAUCUCAGCGACUUGAGUGGUUAUGGGUACAGUAAAGAAUUUGAAUUGAAAGUAACCGAAAAAUCAAAAGAUCAGGGUAAAAUUAGCGAUUUGUGGGAUUAUGCUCUCAUUAAUAAGUACGGAAAGGAAGCAGUUCAAGCAACAAAAGCUAAACGAUAUUCGGUGAAACAGCUUAAGAAAAAGAAUUUGUUCAUGAAAUUAUGAUUUUUUUCAAUUGUAUAGAAAUUCCAAAAUAACUUUUAAUAAAUACACACAAAAAAUUAUGUAA